Messenger RNA from Alligator sinensis (Chinese alligator), 5647 nucleotides. It is a transcript of the gene EPS15L1, whose product is annotated as epidermal growth factor receptor pathway substrate 15 like 1. The transcript is spliced from 26 exons. Gene Ontology annotation, cellular component: clathrin coat of coated pit; plasma membrane; cytoplasm. Gene Ontology annotation, molecular function: calcium ion binding; cadherin binding. Gene Ontology annotation, biological process: endocytosis; endosomal transport. The record is from RefSeq and is a predicted model, not a curated record. Bases 1 to 2799 code for a protein of 932 amino acids. NCBI's taxonomy places the organism in Eukaryota, Metazoa, Chordata, Crocodylia, Alligatoridae.
AUGAACAGUGAGACAGAUGCUUUUCAGCGCUGUGCCAGGUCAGUCAGGACUGUGGGAGCCGACGUGCCCUUGCUUUCCACUGGGAAUCCAUUGUAUGAGACAUAUUACAAACAAGUAGAUCCCACAUACACAGGGAGAGUUGGGGCUAGUGAAGCAGCUCUAUUUCUUAAAAAGUCAGGUCUCUCGGACAUCAUCCUUGGGAAAAUAUGGGAUUUGGCUGACCCAGAGGGUAAAGGAUACUUGGAUAAACAGGGUUUCUUUGUUGCAUUGCGACUCGUAGCAUGUGCACAGAAUGGCCAUGAUGUUACCUUGAGCAAUCUAACUUUGACUGUGCCACCUCCUAAAUUUCAUGAAAGUGGUAGCCCCUUAUUGAUCACUCCUCCUUCAACAGAAAGUCACUGGGCUGUUAGGGUGGAAGAAAAAGCAAAGUUUGAUGGUAUUUUUGAAAGCCUUUUGCCAGUAAAUGGCUUACUUUCAGGAGACAAAGUAAAACCAGUACUGAUGAACUCAAAACUACCUCUUGAUAUCCUAGGAAGGGUCUGGGAUCUCAGUGAUAUUGAUAAAGAUGGACACCUGGAUAAAGAUGAAUUUGCUGUGGCAAUGCAUUUGGUUUAUAGAGCUCUUGAGAAAGAGCCAGUUCCUUCAGUAUUACCCCCAUCACUUAUUCCACCUUCCAAAAGAAAGAAGGCACCUGCUUUUCCUGGUGCAGUUGCUGUUCUCCCUGCAAGCCCUCCACCUAAAGACAGCCUUCGUUCUACUCCAUCACAUGGCAGUGUAAACAGCCUAAAUAGUACAGGGAGUUUGUCUCCCAAACACAGCAUCAAACAAGCACAGCCAUCUUUGAAUUGGGUGGUACCAAUGUCUGACAAAAUGCGAUAUGAUGAAAUCUUCUUAAAAACUGAUAUGGACAUGGAUGGUUAUGUGAGUGGUCAAGAAGUGAAGGAUAUUUUUAUGCACUCAGGACUUUCUCAGAAUCUCUUGGCACACAUAUGGGCCUUGGCAGACACAAGACAGAUGGGAAAGCUAAGCAAAGAUCAGUUUGCCUUAGCCAUGUAUCUCAUUCAACAGAAGGUCAGUAAAGGGAUUGAUCCUCCACAAGUGUUGUCCCCAGAUAUGAUCCCUCCUACAGAGAGGAGUACUCCCAUACAAGAUAGCUCAAGUUCUGUUGGGUCAGGAGAAUUUACAGGAGUAAAAGAACUUGAUGAUAUUAGUCAAGAGAUAGCACAGCUACAAAGAGAAAAAUAUUCACUAGAGCAGGAUAUUAGAGAAAAGGAGGAAUCAAUUAGACAGAAAACCUGUGAAGUUCAGGAACUGCAAAAUGAUUUAGAUAGAGAAACAAGUAAUUUGCAAGAGUUAGAAGCUCAGAAACAAGAUGCUCAAGACCGCCUGGAUGAAAUGGACCAGCAGAAAGCCAAACUGAAAGAUAUGCUAAAUGAUGUGAAGCAGAAGUGCCAAGAAGAAACGCAAAUGAUUUCAUCACUGAAAAUGCAGAUUCAGUCUCAGGAAUCAGAUUUAAAAUCACAGGAAGAUGAUCUAAAUAGAGCAAAAACAGAGUUGAAUCGCCUCCAGCAAGAAGAAACACAGCUAGAGCAGAGCAUCCAGGCAGGAAAAGUUCAACUUGAAACAAUAAUUAAAUCUUUGAAGUCAACACAAGAAGAAAUCAAUCAGGCAAGAAGUAAGCUUUCUCAACUUCAAGAGAGUCACCAAGAAGUCAAUAAAAGUAUCGAACAAUAUAAUGAAGCUCUGAAUGGGAUUCAUGGUGGAAGCAUGACAAAUUUAGCAGACAUAAAUGAAGGAAUUGCACAGAAAGAAAGAGGCAGUUUUGGAGCUAUGGAUGAUCCAUUCAAAAAUAAAGCCUUGUUGUUCAGUAAUAACACACAAGAAUUGCAUACAGAUCCAUUCCAGUCAGAAGAUCCUUUCAGAUCUGAUCCAUUUAAAGGAGCUGACCCUUUCAAAGACAGUGAUCCAUUUCAUAAUGAUCCUUUUGCAGAACAACCACCUGCUUCAGCAGAUCCAUUUGGAGAGGAUCCAUUUAAAGAAAGUGACCCAUUUCGUAGUUCAGCCCCUGAUGAUUUUUUUAAGAAACAGGUGAAGAGUGAUCCAUUUACAUCUGAUCCGUUCACAAAAAAUCCCACAACGCUCUCGAAGCCUGACCCUUUUGAAAGCAGUGAUCCUUUUACAUCUUCAGGUAUCUCUUCAAAACGCCCAGAUCCUUUUGGAACGUUAGACCCAUUUGGAAGUGGUGCCUUUAAUAGUAAUGAUGGUUUUGCAGAUUUUAGCCAGAUGUCAAAGCCUACAGCUUCAGACCCUUUCACCUCCUCUUUUGGAGGGAUGGGAUUCUCAGAUGACCCUUUUAAAAGUAAGCCAGACACUCCCGCUCUACCACCGAAGAAAAAUGUUCCUCCACGGCCCAAGCCACCUAGUGGUAAAAGUACUCCUGUAAGCCAGCUUGGGUCUGCAGAUUUUACCAAGCCCCAUGAUCCAUUCCAGCCAUUUGGGGCUGACAGCAGUGACCCGUUUCAAAGUAAAAAGGGGUUUGGGGACCCAUUUAGUGGAAAAGAUCCAUUUGCUCCCUCCUCUUCAAGUAAAACUUCUAAAGACUCUUCCUUGGGGUUUGCAGACUUCAGCUCUUUUGGAAAUGAGGAGCAACAGCUGGCAUGGGCAAAGCGAGAGAGUGAGAAGGCGGAGCAGGAGAGGCUAGCUCGAUUACGAAGACAAGAACAGGAAGAUCUUGAAUUGGCUAUUGCACUUACCACGCUUGCCUCUGACUGCAGGGUCAAACCACCUGUUUCAAGUUGACAGUGCUUCUUCAUUAUCCAUCCUUAGAAGGUGAAUUCUUCUCCCCUGCCAUCCAGGGAAUAAAAGCAUCACUUCUGGAGUACAACAGGCCGGAGGAGUGAAAGUCACAGGAUUUGCAUUAAAGCCUGAGUCUUUUUGUGGAAAAAGGGAAUGGGGGGGUGGGGGUGGGGGGUGAAAUGACACUUUCCUCUUCUGCUCAAAUCUAAACCUUACCUGCAAAGCCAGUUUAUAAAGGAUUGCUAUUUCUGGAUCACUUUUCAGACAAUAUCACAUAUGAGACGUGUGAGCUAAACAGCAUGACAUUUUCUAAGUUACCAUGUCUCUGAAAUCUUUUAUAGCUUUAUUAUUUCUGAGAUAAUGGGAUAAUGUUUUUCAAGACAGUCAUUAUGAUGUUAAAAGAGUGACUUGAUCUAAUAUACUAAAUAUAAACUUUGAUCUUCCCUUCUCAGGUAGAGAUUUGGUCAGCCAAAUACUAGUAAGAAUGAUCCAGUAACAAAUGAUCAGUCAAAUUAAUGGAACAGGAAUAUGUAAAUGAUCCAUGUACAAUCUCAGAUGUGCAUUAGCUCUCGGCUUAUCUGAGAUGGCUUUUAUUCAGGAAGACAGGAGGAAGAUUUUAUAAGAUUGAAGUCAAGGAAACUCUCUUGAGAUCUCUGUGUAAUACCAUCUAAAAUGAUUUUCCCUUGUAGAAAGCAAAAAUGUUACCUUCAUUCCUGACUACCCUUGUUAUCCAUUGAUUUAAGUUACUAUACUUGUUCUCCUAAGGCAAAAAAAAACAAACCAACAAAAAACAUUGGAAGACAUUGAUCUUUCUUUUAUUCUCCAGAAUGCAGAAAUUCAUACCACAAAAUAGACUUACUUCAGUUUGGGCAAAUCAGUAUACAAAAUAUAUAGUGUAUGUAUACAUUGUAAGAUGUACCAUUUAUGUAUAUAUACAGUACAAUACAUUACAUAAUUAUAGUGUGUGUGUGUAUAUACUAAACAUAUGUCUAUAUAUUGCAGCAGUUAUAUGCUCUGUAUAUAAAGUGCGCGUAUGUGUACGUUCACACACGCAAUGAAUAUGUAGUAUAUAAUUAUAUGUAUAGUCUGUAUUUAAGAAGUGUAUGUUUAUGUCCAUUUUUCUUUAUGUACAUGGAAAUUGUGCUACUGUGGUUAGAAUUUUCAAAUUCUGGUGAACUUAAAAAAAUGUUACAAUUUCCAAUAAUUCUUUAUUAGUUUGAAAAAAUGUGUGUGAAGUUGCCCAGAUGGACAAGAAACUUGGCUGGUAUCUCAGAUAUAUAUAAUCAAUUUAGGAUAGAAAUUUACAUUGUCUUUGUGGUCCUGUAGUGUCUACUUGCACUUAAUGGCCAUUUCUGAUCUAAUAUAAUAUACUUGCUUAGUGCUGUCAUCUCUCUCCUUUUUUGGGGGAGAUUAAGCAAGGGUUUUUACUAGCUUUCAAUUAAAACGUUAUUUGCUUUUAUGGGCAUUGAGGAAGACUUCUUUUUAUAGUCUCUCAUCUCCCACAUGCGUUGCACAGUCAUUCUUUUGUGGGCUUGAACUGUGCUUUUUCUCUAUUUCCAUCUAAGUUUUUGCCUUAAGAGAAGUUACUGUCCAACGUUGCUGCUUUUGAAAAUAAAAAUGUAGAUGUUUCUUUCUACUUGGAAAAACUAUUAGACUAUGCAGUACACUAAAUAACCGCAGAGAAGUUUGCUAGACUUCUGUACUAGCAUAUGUAUGUUGUAAUAUAUUCACCUGCACAUUUGAAGUACAGUCAGAGCUGAGUGACUUGGCAACCGUUAAAUAACAGAGCAACGCUAUACAGCAUAUAAAUACAGCACCUUAAAACAGAAAAGACUACUUAUUCCAAUUAAACUGGACUUCUACAAGUUCUGCGCUCAUCAGACACAGAUACUGAAUUACCUGUAUAUUCCUCUCUAGAUCAGUGUAUACAUAUUUCCCAAAUGAGUUUCUUGAUUUUUUUUCUUUUUUUUUAAGUUCAAAAUGUUUUUGUUGUUGUUGUCGAGACUGCCAGUCAUUCUACCAACUGGAACAGACACUGGCAAGGGAAGUCUUGGCACUUCCACACUUGCUGUAUGAGACUCUUUAUAUCAAAGUUCUUCUUAUGAGGUUUCUGGUUUAAUUAUUUUUACGUGGGGUAAGUCCUCAGCCCCUACUGUGUUUUGUUUUAUUUAGCAAAUUCCAAGGAUAAUCUAUGAUAGUACAACACUUAGUCAAAAUGAUUUUGUCAUCUCUCUGGCUUUGCUAAAAGGCAGUGUACUUUCCUAUGAUUAUUCUUGUAAUCCUUUUGGAUCUACUUUCUUUUUUUUUCCUUGAAUAAUUUUCCAUUAAGAAAAAAUUGACCUGUGGACUCUAAUCUUACGGAAUUUCAGUCCAAAUGUUCAGAACCAACACCUCACCCAUCUAGGAGGUUCGUUCCAUUUUUUCCACUUAACUUAUUCCUGCCUCUUAGAAACAACAUUUCUAUAUAAUCUCAAUGUUGCAGAAUAAAUUAUAUCAAAAUGAUAACUAUUUGUUUUGUUCUGCAGUAAUAAACUCACUAGUUACAAGCAAGCUAUUUCUGGGCCAAUACAGUCAAUAGUUACAUAUUCAUUGCAUCCUUUUCUGCUAAUUUCCUAUUCACAACAAACAUAUUUACCUUUUUUUGAGUAAGGAAAUACUGGUGAAAAUUCUGGCUUGAACAUGUUGGAAUCUUAAGGUUUUGUUUUAGGAUUGAACCAGUUAACUCUUUUCAUAUUCGUAGAUAAAUCUGUUUUAUCAGUUAGGAUAUUGGUUUUAGCGGUGUUGGUCUAAAAGCAUAGGGAGACAAAACUCUUGGGGUAGAGGCAAUAUCUUUUAUUAGAUCAACUAAAUA